CCGAUUCACCUUACGAACCCCAUGUCUUCCCAAGCACAGCAGAAGACGAAUACAAAAUCCAACAUACUCCAUGUGGCAUUGACACGAGUUGCCGCCAUCGGUGUCUUGCUCGGUCUGUCGCUUGUCACCUGGGCAUACCGUCGCGCUCUCGAACCCCAGUAUGGAUCUGCUCCCACUACCCUCCAUCUCAGCAAGAUCGUAUGGUCUGCAAGUAUCCUGGGAAGCUUCGCACCCACAGUUCCCCUCUCCCGAGCUACACUAGGACUUGCGCUUCUCUUGUAUGCACUCCCCACAUCGUCAUACUGGGUGGCGGCCUACACUGCGAGGCUGGGAGACCCUAUACUGGGUCCCGUCGCGACACACCUGACUGUGUUGCUGCCAGUGCUGUCACUCGGUGUAGCUCUCGUCAAGGCACUACAGGAAGCACCAUACGCUGAAGGGGACUCGAAGAGUCCUCAGUCGUCUAUCACCCUUCCGGUCUGCGCAACUGCAAUCAACUCUCUUCAGGGUCUCUGGCCGAUAGUCACAGUCCUGUCCUCAGCCCCAGAAGACCAAGUUUUCAUGCAAUUAGGUACCGCUGCAAUGGCUUGCUGGGCUAUAGCGCCUUUCCUUCCGGACGUUGGCGCGCCGCCUCCUGGCGCAACGAAGUCACUCGCUGCGGCUCCCGACCCUGCUACGCCUGACCCUAGAGGCAAGCGUAAGAAGGGUAAACAUGAGAAAGAGGCCACGGCACACUCUACGACGACCGCUCCGCCCCCACCAGUGCGCAAGGAAGCCUCCGCCGGCAUGGCGAGAAUCCGACUUGCGCUGAUCCCUGUCCUCCCUUACUUGACACAUACAGUCUUACGUGGUCCAACGCUCCCUCACCCUCUCCUCGAACCAUGGACUCAUCCAUCGUACCCGUUGCGCAUCCUCUCCUCUGAGCAGUCGGCGUACUCAGGCGUGGUGGUUGUCGGCGAAUCAUUGGGAUCUCAGAACAGUUCCGGUAUUGAGAAUAUGCGCUAUCUCCGCGCAGGGCAUUCGCUACUGGGCGGAGUUUGGGUCGGUCCGAAGGCGGUAACCACGGAACGAGACCUUUUGCUUCAGGACGCGGCAGGAGAUAAGCUGGGAGAUUCCGUUUAUACUGCGUUCAUCCUCCAAGAAGCCACGCUUCUGGCCAAGAAGGCGGGCAAUGCCCGCCCGAAGAACGCUCUCAUAGUCGGCCUAGGCACUGGUAUCGCAGCGACCUCGUUCAUCCGUCAUAACCUUUCGACGACUAUCGUCGAGAUCGACCCUGCAGUUUAUGACGCGGCGAGACGUUUCUUCGGCCUUGCCGAUCCACAUCAGGUCUUCCUAGAAGACGCUAGGGGAUGGGUGCACAAUCGCAGCGAGGUGGUCAAGGCCCAGGCUGAGAGCGUAAAUUUGGCGACGUUUGAGCCUUUUGAUGUCGUCGUCCACGAUUGUUUCUCCGGCGGGGGCAUUCCUUCCCAUCUGUACACGCAACAGCUGUGGCAAGAACUGAAGAAUAUUAUCCGAUCGGAUGCCAUCAUCGCAGUGAACUACGCGGGGGAAAUCACGUCCGACUCCGCCAAGGCAAUCGUACUCACCCUACGCUCCGUCUUCCCACAAUGUCGCGCAUUCUACGACGCCAUGGAGCCAUCGGCGAAUGCUGUCGAUGAGUUCCAGAACUGGGUGUUCUUCUGCACACCUUCGAGCGAGCCGCUCGAGUUCCGCAAGGCGGUCGCGUCCGACUUCCUCGGUUCGUACCUACGGCGGCAUAUCCUCUCCAGCCUGGAGGAGCGCGAGGGCGAUAUAUCCGGUCUGGGAACCGACAUUGCUGAGGACAAGCGUGAGCGGUUCAUCUUGAAGGAUUUGGCGAAUCCGUUGGGCGAUUGGCAGCAGAAGGACGCGAUCCACCAUUGGAAAAUCAUGCGCGCAGUACUGCCGGACGUGUUCUGGGAGACGUACUAAAGUUGCAUGUAGUUGUACUGUAGCAAAGAACUCAUGCUGCUGUUUCUGCCCGAGAUAUCGAAACCCGAUGUCUUGGCAGAACAUGAAUACCAUCACGAGUUCACAACUCC
Molecule: messenger RNA, 2060 nt
Organism: Dichomitus squalens LYAD-421 SS1
Lineage: Eukaryota; Fungi; Basidiomycota; Agaricomycetes; Polyporales; Polyporaceae
Exons: 5
Coding region: 22-1950 (642 amino acids)
Biological process (GO): polyamine biosynthetic process
Source: RefSeq, a predicted model, not a curated record